AUGGAUAUCGCUCAAGAAGUUGCUUCAGGCGAUGCAGCAUUCGACUUCACGCGUUUCUUUGACAAAAGAAGCGAUCUUUUUGCUACGAUGUCGUUUAGUGAUAUUCAGUGGUUUUACGUGCGCUCGAAGAAUUUGAAAACAGUCCUUCACCAAAGUUUCAUUGAACAACGUCGUCCGAAGCAUGGUGUCACCAAAGAGGUGUCUUUGACGCCAGUCACUUCACCCCGCCAGCACGUGAUCAAGAUCGUGUACGGUCGAGCGGUUUCGAACGACGAGUAUACACUGUAUCGGUUGAUGGGCGUAGUGGCAGUUCAAGCACUGCAAUUAUCCGGUAACAAAAUGAAGAAGAUCAGCAAUCCGUUGGCGCUGAAAGCCGGUUUGACGUACGCAACCGUUGGCAGUUCCUACUUGGUCUAUACGAUGGCACUUGAGUUCUUAUUUGCAAAAAUGCCCGUCAGCGUGAUGGCACUGUGCAUAUACCGAGCCAGGAAGCUCUCGUAUUCACAGAUCGACGCGGCAGUGGACGACAUUAACGAAGGCGUUACGAAGGCAUUGCUGAAACAGAAAACUAAGGAUGGUGUCAGUGUGAAGGACUGGCUAGCAGACGAGGCAAAUGUUAAGGCCGUUGUGGAACGCUAUGAAAUAAUGAUCCAGCGUAUCAGAAAUAGUCAUAAUAGCGACGAGCUACGUAAAAUUUCGACCCUUAAAAGUUUCUGUCGCCUUAUCGAUGAUACCACCUUAUUCCAUCUUGACUACAUUCGUACACAUCGUUUAGUAUUUCAGAGUCCUGUUUUGAGAGAGUCUAUUCAAAAAAAUGAUCUUAUCCUGUAUGAUGAACUGUGCCACUACUUCCGUUGA
Messenger RNA from Soboliphyme baturini, 858 nucleotides. Lineage: Eukaryota; Metazoa; Nematoda; Enoplea; Dioctophymatida; Soboliphymatidae. The record is from the annotation of a GenBank genome assembly.